AGUCACCAUUGGUGAUUCGGUCGCGAUGAAAAGCGCUCGGUGUUACUCGUACAUGCCUGGCCCUAAGCCUUUGCCGCUAUUCGGCAACUCCUGGCGGUUUGCCUUGGGGAAGAAGCCUUGGCGGACUAGUGCUUUAGAUAUAACGUUGUGGACUCUAAGGGCACUGGCAGGGGAAGGAGGCGCCGCAAAGGUAGCGAAACUCUUUGGCCAUCCAGACCUUGUGUUCCCGUUUUGCGCGGAGGAGACGGCGAGGAUAUACAGGCGAGAGGAUUCCAUGCCGUACAGAGCGGUAGCGCCGUGCCUAAAACAUUAUAAGCAGGAGUUGAGAAAGGACUUUUUUGGUGAAGAGCCUGGUCUGAUUGGAGUACAUGGUGAACCAUGGUCGAGAUUCAGAUCUAAGGUGUCGAAAGCUCUCGCAGCCCCGGAGGCUGCUAGGGCGGCUGUGCCGGCAUUAGACGAUGUCGCUGAUGAUUUUAUUGACAGAUUGGAGUGUAUUUUGGACGAGAAUCGAGAACUACCGAAUGAUUUCUUGACGGAGCUUUACAAAUGGGCACUAGAAUCGGUCGGAGCAUGGGCCUUGGGUACUAGAUUGGGGUGCCUAAAUGCAGACGAUUCAGAGGCAAAAGAAAUAAUUAGAUGCAUUCACGGAUUCUUCCAUAGUGUGCCAGAAUUGGAACUCUCCGCACCACUAUGGCGCGUAUAUGCUACACCAGCUUACAAGACUUACGUUGAAGCGCUGGACGCUUUUCGGGCCCUGUGUUUGAAAAGGUUAACAGACAAAGGGGUGUGUGCUUCCAUAGCCAAGAGUUCUGGGAAGAAAGUUGCUACAAUAUUGGCUCUGGAUUUGUUACUGGUUGGUGUCGAUACUACAGCAGCCGCCGCAGCCAGCGCUAUGUACUUGCUCGCAAAUAAUGAGCGAGCGCAGAGAAGAUUGCAGGACGAAUUAGAUCGCAAUCUCCCUACAAGUAGGACUGUUACGAGUAAAGACUUGGAUAAGUUGCAAUAUCUGCGCGCCUGUAUAAAAGAGACGUUGAGGAUCAAACCAGUGAUUCUGGGAAAUGGUCGGUGCAUUCAAAGUGACGCUGUCGUUUCUGGAUAUGAAGUGCCAAAGGGGUCGCACGUCGUAUUUCCGCAUUACAUUCUGUCUAAUGAGGAGACAUACUUCCCGUCACCAGAAGAGUACGUUCCAGAACGAUGGUUGAGGGAUAACGAAAUGUCCGAACCGCGGUGUCCUAUGGCACGGUUGGGCGCGGAUCAGGAACCGCGGAGCUGUGACAAGAAGCGUACGAGGAGCAGUGAUCCGGAACGGGUAUCUGGGAGCUGUGACGAGGAGCAGGCGACUGCGGUGUGGCGGAAACAGAAGGAAGUGGGGAUCCACCCAUUUGCCUCGCUUCCCUUCGGCUUCGGACGGCGGAUGUGUAUCGGAAAGCGGUUCGCUGAAGCUGAAUUGCAACUUUUAUUGGCUAAGACUUUCCACCACUACCACGUGUCUUGGCGUUACGGCGAGCUGACGUACAGCGUGACUCCAACGUAUAUACCCAAUGAGCCGCUUAAAUUCGAGCUGAUACCAAGAAAAAGGGAUAGCUAAGAAACCUGCCUAAGAUUUGAUGAUUUCUUUUAUACUGUCAUGUUUAUUUAUAUUGUAAGACCGCGAUAAGAUAGCAAAGUAUGUAGAUUUGUAGUGAUAUUGAUAACUUCAAAUGUAUAAAAUAGACGUAACUACGAGCAUAGUAAAACAAAAAUCUGUAAACUAGUAGAGCGCACCACAAGAACUAUGUACCGAUAUUUCAUUAUUUUGUUAAGCAUUUAAAUUCCCAUUCUGGAUUAAUAAAUCAUAGGCAUAGACUAACAAGUUAUGUAUCCUACCAACCACCAUAAGACAAGUUAUCGUUUUAAUUAAUUUUCGAUCCAGUACUAUUUUAUAAUUUAUACAAGUCCUGUUUGGUUGCCCACGGGCAAAACCCCUUUGACAUUUUCCUUAGUAUUUGACUUGGCUAUGCUGUAAAAUCAGUUUUUCUCCAUUAUGUUUUUAAAAUUCAUAUUUUAUAAGUGGAAGCACAUUAUUAUGACUUGAGAUUCUCAGAACUUGGUAUAAAACCUACAGUAAUACUUUGUUACGUGGACCAACAAUGAAAUAACUACAAUAAAUGGCUUGAGCUUUAAAUCCUUUACCGGCUGCCUCGCUUUGUAAUUGUCAUUACUAUUGUGUGUAUUACACGUCACUUACAGUGCGAUUGAUAGCAAAUAGUGCAUUCACAAUUCAAGACAGCUGCUUAUGAGCGUCAUUAUUUGCAUUUUCUCGUUGAAAAGGUGUCUACUAAUAACACCCAGUUUCUGUAGCAAGAUACUUCGCGCUUAGACAAUAGGGACAAAACUUAGGGUACGUAUGUAGGGGUGUAAAAUAUCCAAGGGGGA
Messenger RNA from Ostrinia nubilalis (European corn borer), 2415 nucleotides. It is a transcript of the gene Cyp49a1, whose product is annotated as probable cytochrome P450 49a1. The record is from RefSeq and is a predicted model, not a curated record. The transcript has 7 exons. Gene Ontology annotation, molecular function: iron ion binding; heme binding; oxidoreductase activity, acting on paired donors, with incorporation or reduction of molecular oxygen. The coding region runs from base 26 to 1588 and encodes 520 amino acids. Lineage: Eukaryota; Metazoa; Arthropoda; Insecta; Lepidoptera; Crambidae.